CGACGUGCAACUUGACAGGUUAGAAAGGGAGUGUUGAAGGGAGGAAGUAUUGGUCAUAUCAAGAGAUUAAACAAAAAUGGUGAGCAGUUGGCUCCUUUCUACUGCUGCUAAGAGGUUGGAAGGAAAAGUAGCAAUAAUUACUGGUGGUGUCGGUGGCAUCGGAUCUAGGAUAGCGCAGCUAUUCUGUGAACAUGGUGCCAAAGUCCUAAUAGCCGACACCAGAGAUGAUGAAAGCCAAUCUAUCUGCAACUCUUUGUUUGUUCACUGUGAUGUCACAAGCGAAUCAGACGUCCAAAACGCGGUGAACAAAGCAGUCUCCACCCAUGGAAGGCUUGACAUAAUGGUGAACAAUGCAGGCAUCUUGGGAGCCAAGGAAUCCGGCAUUCUUGAGAGCGACACAGCAGAUUUCAUUAACGUGUUUCGCGUUAACGUCAUGGGUGCGUUUCUGGGAACGAAACACGCUGCUCGUGUGAUGAAACCCGCGCAAAGGGGGAGCAUAAUAAACAUGGCUAGUAUUGCGGGUGUGAUAGCCGGGUCCCCCCAUGCUUAUACGUGCUCAAAGCACGCCAUUGUUGGCCUCACUAAGAACACUGCCCUCGACCUGGGCCGAUACGGCAUCCGAGUCAACUGUGUUUCCCCUUAUGCAGUUCCUACACAGAUGGCAAGGACCUAUUUUGGGUUGGCAGAGGAUGACAAAUUUGAUGUGUAUUCAAGCCUUAAAGGUGUGGAUUUGAUGGCAGAGGAUGUUGCAGAGGCUGUUCUUUAUCUUGCAGGUGAUGAGUCCAAGUAUGUGAGUGGCCACAAUCUUGUUGUGGAUGGUGCCAUCACUGUUUCUAAUUCAGCCGCCUUAAAUGUUUUCACCCAAUAGUUUAUAUUCCAUACGCAUUGUUUUAAAGAACCUUAUUUGUGUUAGUUUAUAUUUCCAAGUCCAUAUUCCUAAGAUAAUGUACUUGUGUAUGGUUGAAAAUUUCAAUAAUGUAGUAGUUGCACGGGCUUAGCUCAGUAAUUUAAUAAGUAGUAUUUGUGAGAAAAAAUCAAUAUUACGUUUGAAACUUAGUAGCUGCAAAACUCUUGUGUGCACCACUGCACCGCCAUUUGGCAUUUUCUGCUGAGCCAUUGAGUUGUCGGGACGUGGGGAGAGCUUGGAGUUAAUUGGGGAUUCAACCUUGUGGAAGAAGAUAAUUCCCUUAUUGUAUUAUUAACAUGUUUGGCUGAUGUGAAUUUUCUUUAAUGUUUUCUUUUUUACUUUAA
This is a messenger RNA of Ipomoea triloba (trilobed morning glory), 1251 nucleotides long. RefSeq names its product zerumbone synthase-like. The record is from RefSeq and is a predicted model, not a curated record. The coding region runs from base 77 to 868 and encodes 263 amino acids. NCBI's taxonomy places the organism in Eukaryota, Viridiplantae, Streptophyta, Magnoliopsida, Solanales, Convolvulaceae. The transcript is spliced from 2 exons.